Messenger RNA from Salvia miltiorrhiza (redroot sage), 486 nucleotides. RefSeq lists its product as uncharacterized. The transcript is spliced from 3 exons. Lineage: Eukaryota; Viridiplantae; Streptophyta; Magnoliopsida; Lamiales; Lamiaceae. Bases 1 to 486 code for a protein of 161 amino acids. The record is from RefSeq and is a predicted model, not a curated record.
AUGCUGGCAGCUCAGCCCCGAUUCUCCGGCCACCGGAGGCCACUGCAGCCGAAGAAUGAAUCCUCCGGUAACAUGAAUCCAAAGCCAUGCGUGGAGAUUUCCAGCUCCAACAAAGAAAAUGUUCCUCCAUCCUACUUCACCCAGGUUAAGAAGGAGGCCGUUGAUCCGUCGUUGAACGCCACUCGCGAAAAGCUCGAAAGACUGAGGUGCGAGGAGGUGAGGAACGAGAAGGCGUUGAGAGAGAGGUCCCGGCUGCUGGAUUUGGAAAUGAAGGAGAUUCUCAUCAGAGGGGAGGUGCAGAAGCAGCUUGAGCUCGAGCUCGACCGCCUGUAUCGUCUCAACGAGAUCAACUUAGCUUGCAUGAGGACAUCUCGUCUUCGGUCAUUGAGAGAUAAGGAAGAAGAGAAGAAGAUGAAAAUGAAUAAGGCAUAUAUUUAUAUUCAAGGGAGGGAGAGUCUGAGUUCACACAAGCUGCCUGAAUUCUAA